Molecule: messenger RNA, 1077 nt
Organism: Salvia miltiorrhiza (redroot sage)
Lineage: Eukaryota; Viridiplantae; Streptophyta; Magnoliopsida; Lamiales; Lamiaceae
Product: probable enoyl-CoA hydratase 1, peroxisomal
Exons: 3
Coding region: 182-985 (267 amino acids)
Cellular component (GO): peroxisome
Source: RefSeq, a predicted model, not a curated record
ACGAUCCCAUGUGUGUGCCACCACCAUGGGGUGGUGCGACAGUGGAUGCUCAAACUCAUUGUGUUAUCCGUUACAUCACCGAUAAGGCUAUUUUGACACGCAUUUCAACAAGUACGCAUCCUUAUUUUUAUAUACAUAUACUAGCAAACACGAUGAUACACAGAUUCAAUACACCGCACCAAUGGAGAUCCCUGCGCCGCCGCCGGAAAAGCUCAUUUUCACUCACCGGGAGCCAAACGGCGUCGCAUUCGUGCUCAUCAACCGUCCAAAGGCCCUCAACUCCCUCACCCGGCUGAUGAUCGAGGACUUGGCCGCCGCGAUCAAGAGCUUGGCGUCGGACGAUUCGGUUCAGGUCAUCAUCCUAUCCGGGUCGGGUCGAGCUUUCUGCUCCGGCGUUGACCUGACAGCGGCGGAGGACGUCUUCAAGGGGAACGUCAAGGAUCCGGAGACCGACCCGGUUGUCCAAAUGGAGCUGUGUAAGAAGCCCAUAAUCGGAGCGAUUAACGGUUUUGCGGUGACGGCGGGUUUUGAGAUUGCUCUGGCUUGUGAUUUGCUGGUGGCGUCCAAGGAAGCUAAGUUCAUGGAUACUCAUGCCAGGUUUGGAAUAUUUCCUUCUUGGGGUCUAUCUCAGAAGCUUUCGCGCAUAAUAGGACCCAGUCGAGCCCGGGAGGUCUCCUUCACAGCCGCGCCUGUAACUGCUGAACAAGCUGAAAGGUGGGGUUUGGUUAAUCAUGUAGUUGAGGGAAAUGAGCUUUUGAGGAAAGCUCGACAGAUUGCUGAAGCCAUGAUCAGGAAUAAUCGGGACCUCGUGCAUAUGUACAAAGCAGUUAUAAAUGAUGGAUUUAAACUAGAUCUUGCUCAUGGACUUGCUCUGGAGAAGGAAAGGGGUCAUGCAUAUUAUGAUGGAAUGACUAAGGAGCAGUUCAAGAAAAUGCAGGACUUCAUAGCAAGUCGAAGCUCAAAUAAACCACCAUCAAAGUUGUAACUCUUACUUAUUUUCUUUUUCUACGGUUCUUGUUCAAAUAAAACGCUGGAUUAUCAUAUUUGUCGUAUGAGUAUGGCAGUAUUUCUUUUUCU